AUGAGAGAGUUAUUUUUCUUUAUCGCUUUGAACGAAGAAGAUGCGCUGGUGGAGGUGUGCGUUGCUUUCUUUGAAGAGAAAGGUGCGUCAUUCAACGAUCAGGUGUCCAAGAAUGCGGAGCUUGCAUGCGCGUAUGACACAUGCUCGGACGAGGUUGACCUCCAUACUCGGGACGUAUCAUCGUGGUCCGGAGCCGUGGCUGAAGAGCCGUCAUCACUGCAUGACGUUGAGGUUCCAGCAGUUUUUAGCUCCGACGUUCUAAUCGAUACAAGUCGGGAAGCUAUCCAGAAGUCGUAUGCGAUGGAAGUGAUGGUUGCUCGAACUGGUUGGUGCCAGCUGCAAGCACAAGUGGAAAAACAGCUCACUAAUGGCUUGGAUGUCAGCGCGAAUGCGUUGGCAAAUGACGUGAAGUCGCUGAAAGAUUGUGUGUCUUCUGACUCAUUGAAGCGUCAAGAUGAACUGAGAGCUAUGCAGGAGAUGAUCGAUCGCGAGGAACAAAUAGCUCUUCUUCUGGAUGCAAUCGAAGAGCAACAGGGUGCUCAUGCUGAAUACGUGACUACCGUGAGCUAUCUGGAAUGGAGCAUUCAUCACUGUCACUAG
Messenger RNA from Peronospora matthiolae, 600 nucleotides. The record is from the annotation of a GenBank genome assembly. NCBI's taxonomy places the organism in Eukaryota, Oomycota, Peronosporomycetes, Peronosporales, Peronosporaceae.